AUGUGUUCUUAUGAGCACGGUUCCGUGUACCUUGUGACCCCAAGCAACAUGACAACCAACUCCCAUAUUGCAGUUGAUGCACGACCAACCUUCGACGCCCUACCCCUGCGCGAUGGUGACCCAAGAGCGUCAGCAUGGGGAAUGUGGGGAAGCGAUGAUGAGUUGGGGACUUUGAAUCUGCUGACUCCUUCUCUCGUAAAGAAAGCCAUGGAAGACGUAGUUACGGGUGAAACUAUCCCUCUAAAUCUUCCUCUAAAUGCUUUUGUGCGACCGAUGAACCCCGUGCGGAAGCCAUGUUCGCAUCACAUUAUUGCGAAAGGACAUGCUAAUGAUGAUGAGUUGGACAUCAAUACGCAAGGUUCAAGUCACUGGGACGGCCUUCGACACUUUCCGUACCAAGCUACUCUCCAAUACUAUAAUGGGGUAACACAAGACAUUAUCUCAGGGCCCAGCGCAACCGAAAAGAUUGGAAUACAGAACGCCGCUAAGAAAACCAUCACUGGUCGAGGAGUCCUUCUUGACUGGUUUUCAUGGGCCACCGACAAUGGGAUCAACAUCGACCACUUUUCAGCCCACAGCAUUCCUUUGUCAGAGCUAGAAGCCGUGGCAAAUGCUCAAAAGGUACAGUUCCGUUCUGGAGAUAUACUCCUUGUUCGAACCGGCUGGGUUCCGGCUUACCGCGCCCUUUCUCUCGAAGAACAAGCCGCGUUACCACAACGACCGGUACGCUCCAGCUGUGGUAUCGAAGCAAGCAAAGAAGCCAUCCGAUGGCACUGGGAGCAUGCUUUUGCGGCGGUGGUAUCCGAUACGGUAGCGUACGAGGCUUGGCCUAGCCCGAAGCCGUGGGGAGUAAGCAUGCAUGAAGUCUUCCUUAGUGGAUGGGGAAUGCCAAUUGGAGAAAGCUUUGAUUUGGAAGAUUUGGCUGUUAAAUGCAAGGAGACCAAACGGUGGUCUUUUUUGUUCGUUAGUGUUCCGCUGAAUAUUCCCGGAGGUGUGGCAAGUCCACCGGGGGCCGUGGCUAUAUUUUGA
Colletotrichum truncatum is the source of this 1029-nucleotide messenger RNA. Lineage: Eukaryota; Fungi; Ascomycota; Sordariomycetes; Glomerellales; Glomerellaceae. The record is from RefSeq and is a predicted model, not a curated record.